AUGCUACACGACGAUUCGAAUGGCAAACCGGAAGGGGAUUGUCUCCCCAUCAUGACCCAUAGCAGUGUUGAAAGGGAUGGCGCUUCUUUAGAGACGCACUACCUGUGUGAAGCUGCCACGAAGGCGGAAAUGACUGAGAAGAAGCAAAUUGUGAUCAGGCGAAAGUGGAUGCUAAAGGUACCAAAAAGAUGUGUACACAAGAACAGAAGACUAGUGUGGAAAAAGAGAAAAAAAUAUUUUCCCAUCAAAUGGAGCCAAAGGAAAGUCCUUUACUCCGACCAAUGCGACGGCGAAGUAGCACGAACUACUCUGAGAGAAUCAAAUGACCAAACAUGCGAAGUAGGUGGCGACAAAAACGCGGUUGAAUUUUACGGGGCAUAUGAAACAGGAUGGAGCAGGCCCUGUGUGGUAUACUCGCUUCGAAAGGGCACUUCCCAUUUUGACAGAGAAGCCACCAGGUUGGUUUUUUCACCUCGUGAGUGUGAAGCCCAAGUGAAGAGAAGCGCAAACAAUCGCAUUGGUAGUGCCGAUUCUGCGACAAGUACUGCGCUGGGGGGAAGGAGGUGUGCGAUCAUGAGAUGGAAAAAACAUCCAUACAGCUGCCACAUUAGGACGUGGAAAAAACAUCCAUACAGCUGCCUCAUUAGGAGGUGGAAAAAACACCCAUACACCUUGCUCAUUAGGAGGUGGCGCGGGGGGGAUAGCACUUUCUGCAUCCUCGCCAAAAUAUCGAGGGGCCAGAUGACGCUCUCCCUGUCGGUGCGCAUCAUUUCGCCAUUGGAAGUUUUGCACCGCCACCAUGAUGAUGAUGAUGUGCUUCCCUUUUUUCACUAUGAGCGGCGCAUGACUAGUCGGAGCAGUAGUGGGGCAGGUGACAAGCCGUACGAAGGUAUGCAUCUUGUGAGGGAAAAACAAAUUAACAAAACGGACAAAAGGAAAAAGGAAAAAAUAAGAAAAAGAAAAGGAAAAAGAAGAAGCCAUUUUAGCGCUGGUAAGUCGCAUCUCUCUAAGGCGUAUGUUAUUCUUUGCGCCACACACCGCGCAGGCGUGUGCCAUCCUCCUGGCAGGGAGGCAUCGCGUCGUGGCCUGGCGGCGGUGGCAGCGGGGGAGAAGUCAGAAGGGCAACAAGUGGAAGGACUAGAAGCACAGCAGGUACGGGAAGCACAAGAGGGAUUAGAAGCGUUGCAAGGGGUGGACCUCGUUACCUUCCCAACCAUCUGUGCCAUCCCGACUGCCGUCCCCACAGCGCAGGUGAAGAGGGCAGAGCCCUGCCAGGACAAGCCACGACCAGAGGGAACCCCCCUCGACGAUCGCAGAAACCACGGCAACCGCAGCAAUCGCAGCAAUCGGCGAGGCAGAAUAAAACGAAAAAUAACCGUGACUAGAUAUAUUGUACAAUUCGCUUGUCCAUGUUCAUCACGGCUUUCAAAGCAAAGUACAAAAGAAGCUUCCUUCUGUGUUGAGAGACGAAGUUGCCUCCUUGGAAUGAGUGCAAUUAGGAUAAACAUACAGUCAAAUGAUGCAGGGAUAGACUCGAGAGAAAAAAGUGAAUUUCCAUUUCGUUCGCUGCAACUAGUGGGAGUUCCGUCAUCAUGGGAUGUUCCUUUUCAUCGGUGCGACGCAGACGGUGGUAGCAAAGACACAGGUCCAAUUUGCACUUCCUUUACGCGAACCCUUUUUGAUUUACUCAGAAGGAAUGAUGAAGGGGAAGAUUACUGCAUCUGCCUGAAUUUGCUGCUUCACCCAUUUGUUCUAAGCGCUUACAAGACAGAAGCGGUUAAUCGAAUCGAUAACACUCUUAGCAGAUGCAGCGAUUGCUGUAUGAACCCACACAACAUCUGUCUUCUUCUCACUGACGAGGAGGAGGGAUCACUGCGCCUGGAUAAAGGGCCGCGAAAUCGCAAACAGGAGAAGUACCACCCGCUGAGUCAUCGCAUGUCGGGGUGCACCACUCGCCCAGCGUUGUGCCUCAUCACGGGGAAGGAGGAAAUCCAGCACAUCUCCCCCAAUGUGUUAAUCAACACGAAGCACUGUGAUAAGAAUAGGCUCACUGCCCAUCGGAACACCCCUGUCCCAUUCCGCGGCUAUGAAAUCCCCUCCCACUACACAGCCAAAAAUGAAAAUAAAGUGGCAGCGGAGCCACUUCAGUGUGAAAACAAAUUUUACAACUCAGAGCACCAGAUGUGCAAGAUGUGGGUCGUCAAGAGAGGUGCGCAUCUCUUUUAUUUCCCCCCCACUGGGUGGGGAAGUGCACCGACAAGUAGCGAAGGCGGGGGAGAUAACGCGGACGAGGAGGCCCGUGAGACGCGUAACUGGUGCGGUAAGUAUGCUUCCACCAAAAUGAACGAAGUAGCACACGCCGAUUACCGUUUCGCUGGCAGCCACAAAAACACGUACACAGUUAAGCAUUGCCACGGAAAACCACCAAACCGAAUGGCAAAAAGGCAGCAAGGGAAGGAGAAGAAGGAGAAGCAGAGAGACGACGACGGGGCGAACCCGCAGAAGAGGCCAACCCAACAGGGGAGUAAACUGAAUCACACAUACAAAAAUAUUAGUGAACAAAAACACGGACAUGAAAUAAAGCUAUGUGAAGAAGAAAACACAGUGGUUGCCAUCCGGGAGAGUUGCACCAAUGAAAGGAACACAAUGAAGUGUCCCGCCGCAGUGGUUGCCAUGCAAAUCGAUAAGAAGAACCUACCAAAUGGUUAUUACUGCAAGAAGAGGGCGUUCCAGAUGAAGAGAUCGAACUGUUGCUAUGACACAAACUACGCAGGUGAAUACACCAAUGAGGGAUCCUUUGCUCCCCUGGAAGAGGAAGCCGAUAGGAUAAGGCACACCAGAGAGGACGCCAACCAUGAGGCUAGUCCAUCCACAGGGGGGAGCAAUCAGCUCUGCGAUGAGGUGUACCGGGGGGAAUUCAUCUUAAGGAAUGGAAAUCAUUCCAACGUGUUAAAUCGAUUAACCAAUUCGCUGAAGCCCUCCGAUGGUGUGGGCUGUGCACCGCCACCUGUUACGCACCAUAGAGAAGGGCAUAAUAUGGGAUGCCCCUCGGAACAGACUCAUGUCGUAAGAAGAGGCACUACUUACCACAGGGAAGAAAAUAAAAAGAGGCAUACCCCCACUUGGAGCGAUCCACAUCGUAGCCCCCUUAACGAACAUCCUCAUAAAAAGAAAAAAAAACUAUCGCACUUUUUCACACAAAACGGGGAAGACAGAGCGGAGGAGAGUUCACUAGUCGGAGGGGACUCACCAAACGGAUUCGUACCCACCUAUGGUGAGGGAAAGGACCAUGUUGUCAUUCCGAGUAAUUAUACUCAGACGGAUCAUUUACGUAAUGUUAAUCCAAUCCGUGGAGUAUCCAUGACGCCAACCCCCCCCUUUGAUGAUAGCUCCUUGGAUGAGCCCAAUCUCAGUGCGGCAUCCCCUGUAGAGGGUGCUAUAGAAGAGGCGUCUGAACUCGCGAGGGGCACGCCCGCUAGGAAGCCCUGCUUUGAUGAGAGCUCCAGCGAUGAGGAUUCACUCAUCGGGGAAAACUUCCCAUGCGGAGCAGUGCACUGGAUGGGGAACAGACGGAAGAGGUGCAUACACCUGCCGAAGGGGUACGCCUACCCGUCCAGUGUCUUCCCCGACCGGUCCAGUGGUUUCACCUAUCCCUCCAACGUAUGGGGCGCGUACCGCAUGGAGGUGGAGUUAUCCGGGGGAGGAACCGCAAAUGGGAAAGGAGCAGUCGAACGAUGCGAUAUCCAAAUGGACAACCAAAGGGACAACCAAAGGGACAACGGAAGCGACGUAACGGCCGCGUCUGAUGUUCGCGAAGGGGAUAUCAUUCGUAAAAAAUUACCGAAUUGUAAGCCCGUGGAUGAGGAGAAUUUGUCCCCCUUGGGAGGAGAGCAUCUGCAGAAGGAUGUAUCUGCCAAGGGAGGGGGGAGAAAGAAGAACAAAGUGGAUAUCCAGCGAGGGUCCAUUUUGAGCGAGGAGCUACCACAGGAGUGCCUGGACAAUAUGCUGCAGACAAAUCGGGACAUAGCGUUGGGGGGGGAUGGCAUCGAUAGUGGUAGCGGGCCGGGAAGUGAUAAUGACAGCGAUAGUAGCAGCCACAGCGUCACCGCCAAUAGUAAUGAUAGUCGAAACGGAGCCGCCGCCCAGGGGAAUGAAGACGAAAAUGUAGACCUCGAGGUGGCGGUGAUGGAGAGACACAGCAGCAUUCUAGUGAACAGGGGAAUCCGAACGAAGAAGUGUGUUGACUACUCGCUGUACAAUACGUACGCCAAAUCAUCCUUCCUCCAAUGUGCAGAACAAGCAGAUAAUCAUUUCAUAGGCAAUUAUUUAGAUCGAUAUAAUGAUGAGAAUUUCCAGCAUCUGAGACAGAAGGUGAAAUUAUGUCUGUCUCGUACAUUUGCUAACUUAAAAACGACAAGCGAGACGUGUGUCCUGCAUUUCACCAAUCUCAUAUUCGAUCUGUACAUAAGCAGAUUCAACUCGAAGAAUGAAAUCAUUGAAAGUAUAAUUAAUGACAUCGUCACGGAGGAGAAGCAAUUCUCAGAUGUCAUGAUCCAGUUGUUGAAAGAAUUCUACCCAAAGGUCUACAGUGACUUCGUUUUUAAAGAACAGCUAAAAGGGAAGUAUAAUAUUCUAUAUAAAGAGCUAAAAGAUUCCUGUGAUUUGAUUUAUCACUUCAUUGCUAUCAUAUGUCUCUUUAUUUCUCAGAAAUACUAUAAUUAUAGACUCAUCUCCAUCGAUCUAAUCGCUAAGACUUACUGUAAGAGUCAUCUGGAAGGUCUUCGCAAAGUAUAUUCUAGAAACAACGAACUGAUAAAAGAUGCUUCCCCAGACUACUACUCAGCAACACAGUAUCUCGAUUCAACCUUCUCCGCUCAUAGUGUUAAUAAAAACUUCGCUCUCGAAGUAGAAAUCUGUAUCUUAAAAAAGUUAAAUUACGAUCUCUCUAUUCCUACACCAUAUAGCCUACUAGACAGUCUCCUAAAAGCAAAUGAGAACAUCAAUUUUUUGAAAUUAAAAAAUGAUUAUAAUGCUACAGAGGGGGAGAUUCUACUUCGGAUCGCUAGCAUCGACAAUAUUUUUUUGAAGUACAAAUCUUCUACUCUUUCUAUGGCUAUUUAUGAGAUUUUAAAUUUCAAUAUCUGUAAGGACAAGAUGCAGAAGGAGUUGUUUCAUUUUACCAAUUUUAGGGACGACUUCUGCUUCUCACCUACGCCGCCUCCACGCGGGGGGGGUGCGCUGCACUCCUUUGAGGUGGCUAAGCUGGAUAAUUUGUGUGACGCCGCUAACCACGCCAACCCCGCUGACACCGCUGGCAGUGCUAAUGACGGCAACCUUGGUGACUGCAGGAGGCGCCCGCUGCCGCACAGCGAAGCGGCCGAGAAGAAAAAGAAAAACGAGCUGAAGCUCCUCAAGCGACAGGCCAGGAGCCUCGUCAUCGCAGAGGAGGAGGACCGAUUCAUCACCGCGUCUAACUAUAUUAGGCAGAAGGCCCUCCUCUACCAGUACGUCAGGCGCACCCUCAUCGGCGUCUGCUCCGUCAUCAAGAAGAAGAUCCCCCGGUACUACUACGACUCGGAUUUGGACCGAACGGACAGGCUGAAGGGAUACAUAAGGAGCUUCCACAACGGGAAGCGCGCCUACCUGGACAGGCUCAGGGCGAAGCGGGGAGCGGCAAAGGGGGGGGCGGCAAUGGAGGGAGCAGCCGUUAGCGGAGCUAAAACAGACCCCUCCAACGACGAGGCUCCAGAGUCAGCGACCACCUCCGCGACCACCGCUAUCACCACUACCCCCGCGGAAAGCUCGUCCCCCCCGAGCAGCAAAAAGCGAAAGCGCGCGGAGGUAGUGGGGCUCACAGCCGCCGACGGCGAGCGGAAGGAUAAAGACAAAUUCGAAGGUGCGAAAAGUAAGAUAAAGAGAAAAAUUAAAAAAAAAAUAAAAAAGCUGAACGAGCUGAGGUGGGAAGACAUUCCGAUUCAAUACUGCACGCCAUAUGUGCUGCAGGGGGAGGAAAUCAAAAUUUAUAUAAAAAAAGACGACGAAGAGGUGGGGGAUGGAGAUGGCAGUGGCGCACACAAUGGAGGCACAGGGAGGAAGAUCUCGAUAAGUGGAACAAAGGGAGCAAGCAGGAAGAACAGUGACACACAGAGGAAGAACAAAAAGAAUUACAUCAUCGGGACAAGGACUAACUCGACCGAUGAGCAUCUCGUGUUUUACUAUAACUACUUAAGCAAGCUGAGGAGUAGACUCAUCCAAGGGCUCAAGUACUUGCUCCGUCGAAUUAAAAGGAUUAAAAGCAGACAAGUGUGUGUGUCGCUGGUAAACUUGAGUUACCUACUUAACAAGAAGGGGCUGCGAAAGAAACGAAAGAAGGAGAAAAAAAAAAAAAACAUCCCCCUUUAUAAGCAGCUAACUAACGAAAUUAAAAUUUUUUUCAUGUGGCUCUACAAGCUGACGAACAUUGAGAUCCGCCCCCUGAUCCGCUUCGCCGAUCUGAAGUAUAUCGCCUCCAUCAAGUGCUACGAGAGGAGCUACGCUAGGUACGUGGCCCGGGUGCUGGGGGGGGGAGCAAAGCGGGAAGGGGGAAGCGGUGAAGGGGGAGAAGCUAAAGGGCGAAACCGUGAAGCAGACAAACGGGGUGAGAACAAACGGGACGGGAACGGACGCCACGGGAACGAACGCUAUGGGAACAAACCUGGUUCGACCAAGCGGGGAUCAUCCAAACAUGGCCGCCGCCGCAGCACACUCGAGAAGAAGUACGCCCAGGAAGUCUCCCAGUUCGCGGAGACGGAAAACAAAAAGUUCUACCCCUACCUAAAGCGCAGCAGCUCCAUGGCGGACCUCACCGGGGGCCACUGCACGGGGAAAAUCAACAAAAAGGGGGUUGCAGGGAAAAACGGAAAAGAAACAAAAAGUAAAUGUUCCCAGAAAGAAGGCCUUGGCGACGAGGAGGGUGGCGACCAAGCAGACUGCAACCCUGCGAACGAACUGGACAUGCAAAAUACACUUGACGAUUUCCUCCUACUAAAAAAGGAAUACGAAUCUUUAGAGAAGGAAAAACCGUUCGUAGAAGAACAAGUGGAAGAUGAUAACACAGGUCAGGUGUUCUCUAUGCCCCAUCAGGAUAACGCAACAAGGAUUAGUAGCGACUGGAUUACAAUCAACGACCCCCAGGUGGACGAAUGUGCCAAGGAGUUAAUGGAAUGCUUCCUCAAAUGGAAAAACAAAAAUUAUAUUUCCAAAAACUGGACCUUUAACGAGUACCCCAAUUGUAAAGAAUACUAUUUUUCUCUUGUCUUUGGUGAUCUCAAAUCGUCGGAAACGAUGAAGGGCAUCAUCGAGAUGAUGCACAUGAAGUAUAAUCACCUUCUAAACAUUUACAAGGAGAUUAACGUGCAGCCGGACUGCAUGGAGUACGACUAA
Messenger RNA from Plasmodium inui San Antonio 1, 7422 nucleotides. RefSeq lists its product as hypothetical. Bases 1 to 7422 code for a protein of 2473 amino acids. The record is from RefSeq and is a predicted model, not a curated record. NCBI's taxonomy places the organism in Eukaryota, Apicomplexa, Aconoidasida, Haemosporida, Plasmodiidae. The transcript is spliced from 2 exons.